CGUCACUUGGCCAAGCGCAAAAGCUUUCAACGAAACGUCAGCAUCCCGCUUUUCUCAAGACCACGCAUUCUACUGGCCUGCUUGACGGAAACGUUGCAAACAUGAGUACUGUGGAAGCUGCGGCUUCGUUAUUUGGUUCAGAUGGCGAUGCUGGGCCGGAUCCGUUUUCGGUUAUUGGCAACGAGGAGACUGACACGACACCACCUGCCGGGUUGGCGGUACAUGAAUAUGGACAGCACGAGUCUGCUUCUUAUCCAUCUGACAUGGGCCAGGACGCUUCCAGCUUGUUCGCUGAAGACAUUCCCAAGGGCACUCAGCCUUUUGAACAAGAUCCCUGGUCAGUUGCUGUGGACCACGAUACCAGUGUUCCUGUGAACCAGGCUCCUGACAGCUCGCAAUACUCUGCUGCCGGUUACGAACAGUCUCAAGAGUGGUUAUCUGCGCCUGGUUACUCCACGACUCAACCGCAGGUCUCGUAUGUCCAACAACCAGUGCAAGGAGGUCAUAAUGUUAGCGGUACAGCAAGUGCUUAUCACCAGUACAUACCGGACCCAACUGCCAAUUCCUCGCAAUACGGCGGGAGUCAAUAUCCAAGCCAACCAUAUGUGCCGGUCCACGGCAGCUACGAUCAUUACAAACCCACCGUUAACAUCGCACCCACUCGCGCGUCACAACCACUUGCUGCACCUGCCGACUCUCAGACAACAUACGAGCCGUAUAACCCUAUGACACGCUCGGUUUCUCAACCUUAUUCGUCGUUUGCGCACGCUGCACCUCCUAAGCCAGCUUCUCCCAGCAUCCCUCCUCCUCCCGCUCAAGUUCCUCCUGCGAUGUCGGCUGCAUCUUAUCGUCCACAGAAGUCGAAUGCUUAUGAUCCCCCUCUUCCUCCUCCGAAGGUGCCAAAGCGUGCUGUGAGCGCACGCGCACCAUCAUUGGGACAGUAUGCCUCGUAUGGCCAGCCCUCGCAAAUCCCUCCUGUACCCCCUGUACCCGCUGUGCCUCCUACUCCCCCUCCCCCUUCUAAUAGUACUCGGUACGGCAGCCUUUCCGGUAAUGUGGCACAACCUCCAAUUUCCCAUCCACCUCCACGAGCGCAAGUGACACAUCAGCCUACAGGCGCUUUGGGCGUUACUUCGCCACCCAAGCUUCUACAGCAGCUUCCACAAUCGAUUGUUGGCAAUCAUUACACGCAACAUAGUUUAUCACAAGCGAGCGCUCGUACAUCCCCAUUGGCUGCCCCUCCUCUACACGCGAAUCCCCCGACACCCCCACAAAACUCUUAUGAGCAGGAAUUACUUGACGAAGCACCUACUCCUAAACAGGGUUCAUCUAGCUCAUUUGCGGACGUUAUCCAACGUGUUAUCUCUCCUGCCACCGAGACAUAUCCACCACCAAGUCAUGACUUGCACUCAGAGAGUCGUGCCUACACGUCUGAUGAUAUGCCUUGGGACGAUCCGGAAAGUUUGCAGACGGAUACUGAGGCAACAUCCCCUUCUUUGCAUGCCGUCCGAGAUCCCUACACGCUUCCACUUCCUGCAGAGUAUGCUAGUUUGAAUGGUUCCACACAGCUGCAUAGCAGCCCACCUUCUUCCCCGUCUAGAGGCAAGGUGCAUCAACACCAAGACACGAUGAUGAUGCGAGGCUCAGUGCUACGGCGGUCUCCUUCUCAUUCCAGAGACGGAUCCAACGGUUCAAAUGUGUCAUCCCUGCGUAGUCCGGUAAAGAGGGUUUCCUCUCCCUUGCGCAACGCUUUCAAUUCCGGUGAACAGGAUGUGUAUCCUGGUCCUCCCCAUCCGCCCUCUACAUAUGAGCCGUCACACUAUGCUUCGCCCAACAGAGCAACAUCUCCUAGUUCUGUUCGCUCGUUCACGAGCCAUGCAGGGUCUGUUAAGAGUGCCUACAACUCGACAGUUCCAGUUGCGGCGAACAAGUUACGAGCCCAGAUCCCAUGCCACGUAUGAGAGGACUUCAUCCCCCUUCCAUAAUUCGCGUCAGGCCUCUCCAGCCCCUGAUCCAUAUGCACUUGCCAGGAAUUCUGUGGCUCUGAUGCAGCCCGAAUAUCGCGAUCAUUCAGGUUCCAAUGGAUCUUUGCAUUCCACGGCAUCCAUGCCCAUGGGAAUCCCCCCUCAGCGCGAAGUUAAUGGGUUGGUUCCCAAGUUUCGUCCCGGUGAACCAAGCCCGUACGGUGCGGUGUCUGCGUACAGUCAGGAGCUUCUUAUUUCAUCCACGGUCCGCCCUCCAUAUGCACCCUCCCCUUCUCUCUUAGGCUCAAACGAUCCUUUGGGUCGUACAUCUUCGCGAGCCCCAGUGAUCAGUUUUGGUUUUGGUGG
This is a messenger RNA of Suillus fuscotomentosus, 2330 nucleotides long. RefSeq lists its product as uncharacterized. The transcript has 2 exons. NCBI's taxonomy places the organism in Eukaryota, Fungi, Basidiomycota, Agaricomycetes, Boletales, Suillaceae. Bases 102 to 1961 code for a protein of 619 amino acids. The record is from RefSeq and is a predicted model, not a curated record.